UGCCAUUGACUAUGAGUUUUGAAAUAUAAAAUAACAUUUAAUAUAUUGAAUACACUGUUUGAAUAAUAAAAACCAAACAAACCGUACGAUUGAAUACUAUUUAUAAUUCAAUUAUUAUUAUUAUUAUUACUUUACACUAAACAGUAGUAGUAAUUCAAUAAUAAUAAUAAUAAUAAUAACAAAUAAAAUAAAGUAAUAAUAAUAAUAACAAUGAGUUUACUGUUGUUGUCGUUGAUGUUGUCGGCGAUGCCAUUACUGCCGCUGCCGUAAUGUCCGGCCAUUUACCGAUAAUACCGAUACCGCAACUUCACGCACCACCACUACCACCACCACUAGCUCAUCAUCAUCACCAUCACCACCACCCGCAACAACAACAGCAUUACCGUCAUAUCGGAGGACACACUACUACUACUACUAGUACUACAACUACGACAAUACCACCGCUACCGCCGACUACAACAGCCGUACAGAUACCGCUAUCGCAACCGUUAUCAUUGUCAUCGUCGGCCUCAAAGCUACCAAUGGCUAUCAACCCGAAUCCAGUGGCGGCCAUUGCAGCCGCCAAUCAAUCGGCAGCUGUAGCCGCGGCAGCCGCUGCAGCGGUCAACAAUAACAAUAUCAAUACCGCGUCUACUGUAUUGCAGACAAUGUCUUCGGCCGGGACGACGGCUAUAUCGACGCCAACGGCAGCCAAUAUUGGCGCAACGGGACCGUCGGCAAUGGCAGCGGCUGUGGUUGCCGCCGCCGCAAGCAGUCCGGCCAUAUGCUGUCUGAUUGAGGACAGUCAACGAUGUCAUCGGAUAGCCGGCAACGCUUCGUACUCGAAGCGUAUCGAAAAACAGGUUACUCAACGUAAACUGCGGCUAACGGUUGACCAGCGACUGCCGCAUUCGUAUAUCUGCGAACAUCACAAGCAAAUGAUUCAGUCGAUCAGGACAUCCAAUAAACGGAAACGUAAGGACAGUGACGAUGAUAACGAACUGACCAUCGAUACCGAGGCUGUCACUGGCGGCGGCGGAGGACACGGAGGCGGUGGUGGUCAGGUUAGCGCUGGACACGACGUUGAUUUGUUGACACUACAGGUGAAUACAUUGAGACGAUAUAAGAAACACUACCGUAUUCAGACCCGACCGGGUAUUAAUAAAGGACAGUUGGCUGAGUCACUUCAGCGACACUUUCGGUCGAUGCCCAUCUACGAAAAGGAGGCCAUCACUUAUUUUAUCUAUAUGGUUAAGACUAACAAAAACAAAUUGGAUCACAAUCACAGUGGCGGCCCGGGAGGAGGCGGUGGUGGGACAGCAGUAUCGGCCGCUGCGGCGGCCAAACAACAGAUUUAGUUUAGUGGACACCACACACACACACCUCGCUAUAUAUCAUAUAAUAUCAUAUAUUUA
Oppia nitens is the source of this 1394-nucleotide messenger RNA. RefSeq names its product histone deacetylase complex subunit SAP30-like. The transcript has 2 exons. Gene Ontology annotation, biological process: regulation of DNA-templated transcription. Gene Ontology annotation, cellular component: histone deacetylase complex. Gene Ontology annotation, molecular function: transcription coregulator activity; protein binding. The coding region runs from base 270 to 1337 and encodes 355 amino acids. The record is from RefSeq and is a predicted model, not a curated record. Lineage: Eukaryota; Metazoa; Arthropoda; Arachnida; Sarcoptiformes; Oppiidae.